This is a messenger RNA of Danaus chrysippus (African queen), 1248 nucleotides long. Lineage: Eukaryota; Metazoa; Arthropoda; Insecta; Lepidoptera; Nymphalidae. The record is from the annotation of a GenBank genome assembly.
AUGGACUAUAACGACACUUCGAAUAUCACGGAGACCUACAAGCCGUACUAUGAACGCCCUGAGACAUACAUCGUGCCGCUACUAUUUGCGCUUAUAUUUAUAAUAGGCGUUGUGGGAAAUGGGACCCUUGUUACUGUCUUUGUACGACAUAAAGCGAUGCGUAAUGUGCCUAAUACGUACAUCCUUUCACUGGCUCUGGCGGAUCUCUUGGUGAUCAUAACGUGCGUUCCAUUCACGUCCAUUGUAUACACGGUAGAAUCUUGGCCGUGGGGUGUCACGGUCUGUAGAGUGUCAGAGGCAGCUAAGGAUGUCAGUAUAGGAGUGUCAGUCUUCACCCUCACCGCACUCUCCGCUGAUCGCUACUUCGCAAUCGUAGAUCCACUGAGAAAGCUUCAUGCGACUGGUGGUAGUAAGAGGGCUACGCGUUUGACAGUUGCCACAGCUGUUGGGAUAUGGGUAUUGGCAGCAGCACUCGCCGCGCCAGCUUACUUUGGUUCCUAUCUGCGAGCUUUCGUUGUUAAUCCUACAACCCAGUUUUUGGUAUGCUACCCAUAUCCUCAAGAGUGGGGGGAGUCAUAUGCUCGCACGAUGGUCCUCAUAAGAUUCCUAGUAUACUACUCUGUACCUCUUGCUGUGAUUGCACUGUUCUAUGUUCUCAUGGCGCGUCACCUCGUGCUAAGCACUCAAAAUGUGCCUGGAGAAAUGCAAGGAACCCAGAGACAGAUGCGGGCGAGAAGAAAAGUAGCACUAACGGUAUUGGCCUUUGUGCUCGUUUUCGCGGUCUGUUUUUUACCAUCGCACGUUUUCCUUAUGUGGUUCUAUUAUUGUCCAACAGCACAAGACGACUACAACAUGUGGUGGCACAGCUUGCGUAUCGUCGGCUUUUGUUUUUCUUUUCUCAACAGUUGCGUGAAUCCUAUCGCUUUAUAUUGUACCAGUGGUAUCUGUUGUGUCGCAACAGCCCAGUCCAUGGACAAAGAGGCUCUCUUUCCUUGUCGACAUCUAGACGGUUACAUUCAAGCAGGAAGACGAAUAUUAGUAUGGUACCGCGGACACCGGCGUUCGCGUCUCGCGAACAACAACGAGCGCACCAAAGAGAACUACAGCAAAUGUCUGGUGUUCAAACCUGAUAAUGUACCGCCCUUCCCAAAGUGUUGCGAGACUGAUGUGAAAGAAACUAAUCUAGACUCUAAAGAUAUUAGUACCGAGAGCUUUUUAUUGCCGAUCGAAGGCUUCGGACGUGGUUAG